CAAAAUCUACAGCCAUUGAAGCCAUUUUUUUCUCAGAGUAAACAAAAACGAGAGAGAAAAAAUGGAGAAAAGAGGUUUCAGUUUUAGAUCAAUCCUCAUUAACUCUCUCUGGAUCACUCUCACUGGAAUCCUCUUGUUCAGUCUCUCCACCACCAAAAACCACAACUUUGGUUACAUCAAAUUCUUUUCCAUAACCGGAACAUUACUCAUAACCUUACCUUGGACAAUCCAGCUUUUGGUCACUUUUGUUGUAAUAUUACUGCAUAAGACCAAAGGUUACAAUCUUAUGUGGAUUGUUCAGUCACCAAAAUCCAAAGAAAAGAGUCAUCACACUAAUGUCGCCACCACUGCUACUGCUACUACUUCUUCUUGUUCAUCGCCUCUUAACUCUCUCCAGGUUCUGAAGAAAGGUGAUGUGGAUGAGUACGAGAUUAGGAUUGUGAUUGGUGCUGAUGGUCUUAGAAGUCCAAAGGAUGGAUCUUCUGCAACGCCUUUGGAAAUGCUCAAGGAGAUUGAACAAGGAAGAAAUAACACUAAGCUUCUCACUAAUGGAUCACCUGUUGCUGCUUAAACUAUGACUCUGUUUCUAUGUUCUGUUUUUUUUGUUUGUUUGUUUGUUUUUGUUUUUUCCCGUUUCUGCUGGACUGAAACAAAUGAAGCUUA
Messenger RNA from Camelina sativa (false flax), 663 nucleotides. RefSeq lists its product as uncharacterized. The record is from RefSeq and is a predicted model, not a curated record. NCBI's taxonomy places the organism in Eukaryota, Viridiplantae, Streptophyta, Magnoliopsida, Brassicales, Brassicaceae.